AUGGAGAAAGCCUUCACAUUUAUUCUCUUAACACUCUUGUUGCUCAUGGCUAGUUCAGCCAUGACCCAUACCAACAUUACCACUGAUCAAUUAGAUCUUCUGUCCUUAAAAUCUCAAAUCAUUUCCGACCCCUCUCACUUCUUCGAUGAAAACUGGUCUCCCGUUGUUUCUGUUUGUCAUUGGGUUAAAGUCACUUAUGGCUCUCGUCAUCAACGAGUGAAGUCCUUGAAUCUUUCCAACAUGGCUCUUACACAUUCCCCCAACAAUUUCCGUGGAAAUUUGCCUCAAGAAAUGGCACGCUUGCGUCGUCUUAAGUUUCUUAGGUUAAGUGUCAACAACUUCAGCGGAAAGGUUCCUUCUUGGUUUGGAUUUUUACACCAACUUCAAUUUCUAAGUCUUAGGAAUAAUAGUUUCACUGGUUCCAUUCCUUCAUUUUCUAGUAUGUCCACACUUGAGACUUUGAAUUUGGCAUUCAAUUCCUUAGAAGGUCACAUCCCUGUGUCUCUCUCGAAUGCCUCAAGGUUGGAGACGUUAGAAUUAUCUUAUAAUUCACUUCAAGGAAACAUUCCAGAAGAGAUCGGCAAUCUUCGCUACAUGAACUAG
This is a messenger RNA of Capsicum annuum, 603 nucleotides long. RefSeq names its product receptor-like protein 43. Bases 1 to 603 code for a protein of 200 amino acids. The transcript is spliced from 2 exons. Lineage: Eukaryota; Viridiplantae; Streptophyta; Magnoliopsida; Solanales; Solanaceae. Gene Ontology annotation, molecular function: protein binding. The record is from RefSeq and is a predicted model, not a curated record.